CGUCUGCAACUGCUGUUACAUUGUAUGCAUGUCGCAGACGAGAGGUGUUCCAUUCAAACGUUUGUUUUUAAGGAACGGGGAUAUCUAGGGCCUACAGCUGUUUAGACCUAUCCACUUUGGAUUUCUGGAGAAUGGAAGAAUGUUUCACUGAUUCCCUUAUUGAAGAUGCCGUACAGUUUUUGGAUGUUACUGGAAACAUUCAGCGAAUCAGAGACACAGCUCGUAAAUUUCUGAGCAUGUCAAAGGAAUUGUUGGUCUACAAAUUUGAAGUUGUUGUUGAUGCCAUAAAGUUGAUGGACUUAAAUGCUUCCCUUGGAAAUCUCCUUAUCUUUCAUCCCUCGAAUGCAGAUGCAUUAUUUAAAAAGGUGGUUUGUAUAAUCAUUAAAGAGCUAGGCUUGUUAUUACCAUGCAUCUCAGAAAACCAGAUCACUGUGAGAACAAAGCUAACAUCAUUACCAAGAUCCAGAGCAACAGAAGUCAAAACAUACAAUCAACUGAGCACUUGUGGAAAAGGAUAUGUCUGCUGCACUGGUGUUGUAGUUGGGAAAACCGAGACAUCAAAAUACACUCAAAGUACACAGUACAUUUGCACAGAUAAAUCUUGUGAAGGAAGUGAGGAAAAUCAUUUCAUUAGAAUACAUGUUCCUGGAGCUCUAGAAAUUGAAACCAUUAGGAAAGAUUUCAAAUGCAGAUUUUGUGGACAGAUUUUAGAAGAAGUUGUCUCCUGUAGGCACCUAUCGGAUAAAAUGAUGGCAGAAGUGAUCCCAGAGAGCUACUUGAAAUGCAACAAUCUCUCAAGAUUCAAGCAGCAAAUAAUAACAUUGCUGUUAAGAGAUGAACUCACAGUGGCUCUGAAAAUAGGACAAAAGUACACAUUCAUUGGAAUAGUCAGAAAGGAUUCCUCUUCUGAUAGAAUCAUCACAGCCAUAGAGGUGAACAAUGCGUUGGAAGAUUAUGUUUCAGAAUGUACAAGUAUACCAAAAAGUAUUGAGGUAUAUUGUAAAUAUAAGAGGAAGUACAAUUUGCCCAAAAUGUUGGCUUACGUCUUUGGAGAUCAAAUCUGUCCUCCGGGAACAUAUAUGAAGCUCAAGUUGUCAUGUUUGCUAAGUCUAGCAUCAGCAUCACAGACACAGGUCCAGCAUGUACAUGUGCUAGCCAUUGGUAGAGACACAGAAAUUCUGCACAGAUUGCUCCAGUAUUCUGUGCAAUUUACUAACAGGAGUUUAGUAUUUUCCUCUGGAAACCAUCUUGUAUCCAAGGUUAUACCAGAUAGAUACAACAGUUCCAGUUAUUUAAUUGAAGGAGGUACACUGUUGUUAGCAAGUGAUGGUAUUUGCUAUCUAGGGGAUGUCAGCAAAUUCAAAAAGCAAACCUUUGAGAAACUUCAAUCUGCAUUAUCGAGUGGAAAAGUGCUGAUUGAUAUAGACAGUAAAUUUACAAAAGGGCUGGCUGUAUCCAUUGAGCAACCAUUAAAGUGUAGUGUGUGGGCUUAUACUGACAAGUUACACCAGAGUAGACUGAAAGAAGAAUUCUUCGGAGAUGGAGAAACGAGCUCUGUUCUGAGAGCCUUGUCAGAAGGUUUUAGCAUUGUUCAGAUUAUAGAUGGGGAUGAGCUCUCACACAGUGAAGAAGUGGAUUUCCACACCUCUUACCAAACCCUGAAAAUGUCAAUGGAAGAAGCAGAGAACAGUUUCCAUUUUCCUGUGUCCUUCAAUGAUAUCGAGAAAUAUUUAAAGCACUCCCAAAAUCUUCAAGUGAAAAUGAGCUCAGAAGCUGAAAAACUCCUUCAUCGAUAUUACCUUGCAACAAGGAAAGCCAGAAACUUGUCUAAUGGCAGCAUUAUAACAUCUAGUGCUUUAUCUGCACUAAUAUCUAUGGCAGAAGGUCAUGCAAGACUUUGUCUUAAAAGCUAUGUAGAAGAAGAAGAUGCACUUGAAGUAAUUCUGUUGUAUGAGGAAUCUUUGACUGCCAUGUUUGGUCCCUCAGUAUUAAGUGUUCCUCCUCUGCCACAUAUCCCAGGAGACCUCAUUGAUGACUACCUAGAUAAUCAGAAAAACAGAUCUGUCUUACAGAGAUUCAAAGCUAGAUUGCAACAAUUUGGUGACUUGCACCCAGGACAUGAAGAAUGAUGAUAUUUGUAUUAAUGUGGAGUGGAUUUGUAGAUAUCUUGAGGAGAAGAGAUCUGCUGUACCUUACAGACUUGGGGAAUUCCCAAUACAAAUCCAAUCAUACAUGCUGCAAAAGUAAAGAGAGUCUUAUGUCUCCUGAGGACCCGAGGAAAGACAUCUGCAAACCCACUAAUGACUGUCUCCAUCAUUGCAAACUGUCAAACCAAUAUGCAUUGAUUAUUUAAAAGAAACAACAUUGUAUAAAUUUUACUUAGAUAAAAAGUAUUUGAACUUAA
Messenger RNA from Saccostrea echinata, 2404 nucleotides. RefSeq names its product minichromosome maintenance domain-containing protein 2-like. The transcript has 23 exons. Gene Ontology annotation, biological process: double-strand break repair via break-induced replication. Gene Ontology annotation, molecular function: ATP binding; single-stranded DNA helicase activity; DNA binding. Bases 132 to 2129 code for a protein of 665 amino acids. The record is from RefSeq and is a predicted model, not a curated record. Lineage: Eukaryota; Metazoa; Mollusca; Bivalvia; Ostreida; Ostreidae.